Haliotis rubra (blacklip abalone) is the source of this 1195-nucleotide messenger RNA. RefSeq lists its product as uncharacterized. The transcript is spliced from 2 exons. Lineage: Eukaryota; Metazoa; Mollusca; Gastropoda; Lepetellida; Haliotidae. The coding region runs from base 202 to 711 and encodes 169 amino acids. The record is from RefSeq and is a predicted model, not a curated record.
GAAUGCAGGACACGCCCACCACGAAACCUCGAACACACUUUGACCAAUAGCAGGCGACAAGUGUUGGCAUUCCCAGACUUUCAAGAUUUUGCGUGACUGCAGUUGGAAGGACGUUUUAUAAAAGGAAUGGGCAGAGAGUAUAAAUACGCCGAUCUGGUGCAGUGUUUAUUUAAGCUAUAAUUCGUUCAAGGAGACAAGGCAAUGAACAAAAAGCCCGGAACAAGUAUGAGCAAAAUAACCGACAUCCUGGAGCCUCUGAAGACAUUUGGUUGGGAUACCUAUGUGAAAACAACAGAUAAAGAUAAACAAAUAGACUUCGAUGACGCCGACCUCGAGGUCCUCUUGGAUGAGAUCACAUGUACAACCAGCGAUCUGGAAUACCCCCCCAUUAAGAGCCAAAUUGGACCUCGGGAGUCUUCCACCCAAAUCGUGUUCAACUCUAACUAUGACAACCGAAUGAAGCAUGACCAACAGCAUAGGUUCACUGCCCAGAAGGUCACGCAUGCAACUGCUGAAGUACAGUUAAAGGAGGGAUUCACCAGCGGCGAUGACGUCGGAUUCAGCAUCGACAUUCCAGAACCAGUCCGUAAAGCAACCGCCGGUUUUGGACGCCAAAUGGUCAUCCGGUCUAAGACCACCCACACCGUGCAGAAUGAGCUGGCUUGGUCUAUCGACACCAAUGUGCUGGCCCCAAAGAGGCUAGAACCAUAGCGAGGCUGGAGGUCAAGGAGGAGACAUUUGAAAGUGACUUCGAGGUGAAGGUCACUUUGACAGGAAAAGUAAAGAUCAGAAUCUCAAGAGAUGGCGAGUUUGUAAAGAUGGUCCAAAACAAAAUUGGCACCAUUCUCGGCGACCGUUUACCUUCCAAGGACAAGUCUUACUCAGUCAUUGACAAGAACUCGGUUACUUGGCAGGUGAAGGGGCACGUUUGUUUCAACUAUGGGGUCUCACAAAAUGUGGAUGUGUCCAAGACGAAACUCCCCAAAGUAGAACCAGUAACUGACUGUUCCAGUGGCGCAUAUAUUGCGCCGUCUGACAUUUGAGACCACCGAGACCGGUUACACAGUAUACAGCUGUCACAUGUAUUUCUCACUUACUUCUAAUUACUCUUAUUGUGCUGUUGUCCCAUGUUCUCUGUUCAAGAGAGCUUGAAUUAAUCUUUUCAUAAAGCUAAAAUAAACUCGUUUAAUUCACA